AGCGUGCGUGGCGCAAUGUUAGUCGAAAUAGCCGUGCUAGUAAGUCCUCAACAAAGCAAUAAGAUCACAACAACAAAUACUGCAUACAUAGCAACGUGGGCCCUUUGCCUGGAAUCGGUAAACUCCACAAGUUUUGACAACAACCCAGCGUUGCGUUGUUCAAAGAUGGCAAGCUUUUCCUGGUAGGUUAAAUAUGAGCCGGCUCGUGCUCGCCCCCUGGACCCUGAUUCACUUUCAUUUGACGUUCCGAAGCCGAAACUCGGGAUCUAGUCCGCGACAGAUGAUAGUCACCAUCUCAACAUUUCACUUGUUCUUCUAUUUCUUCUUCUUCUCUUCCCCACCCUUUCUCCGCACUCAGGAUUGAUGAGAGCUCAUAAACCGCCGUCAUGAUACGCACCUCUUGCGCCUGGGCCCGCGUGAGUUCACGGCGCACUGCGAACACACUUUCUCGAAACUCGAAUACCCAUACUGGCGCACGCUUCCCAGCCUCUCCUUCACAUGUUGUCCGUCGACACCACGCGUCGCAUCCCCCUGUGGGCCACAAAGCGCCGGACUCGACUAAGACGAUUCCUGGACCUAGCUGGUUGUGGCUCGAACCUAUCUAUGGACCUUUCCGUGCCUAUGGGCGCGUGCAGCAGAGGAGCCCCUACCGGACGCAGUUCAUCUCAUCGUUGGUGAUAUACUUUGUGGGCGACUUGGUCGCGCAGAGUCUUACGUCGUCACCUAAGGAGGAGGUGGUUGCGCAAGCAGACGAAGAGGUCGAGGAAAGGGGCUGGAUGCAGGAAUGGAGCGACAAUCGCGACUGGCAUCGCACUGGACGCGCUCUUAUAAUAGGGGGUAUCUCGAGUAUCCCAAGUUACAAGUGGUUCCUUUGGCUGGGAAAUAACUUCAACUAUUCCUCGAAGAUAUUGUCUUUGACGACAAAGGUCCUGGUCAACCAAGUCUUCUUCACCCCACUCUUCAACUCGUACUUCUUCGGCAUGCAGACCCUCCUGGUUGGCGCAACCCUCCCCGAGAUCAUCGAGCGCAUCAAAAACACCGUCCCUACGAGUUGGAUCAACAGCUGCAAACUCUGGCCCGCUGUCACAGCCUUCAGCUUCACAUACAUACCCACACAAUACCGAAGCAUCUUUGGCGGCGUUAUCGCUAUUGGGUGGCAGACGUAUUUGAGUUUGCUGAACCAAAGGGCUGCUGCUGUGGAGGAGGUCGAGCAUGUCGCCGAACACAAAGCCUCGGCACCUGCGCGAAUCAUGGAGAGGCGCCAAGAGCGCGAGCCAGACCGGCAGAAGUGUGCUGUUUAGUUGGAGAGGGAGAAGUUCGCAUUGAAUACGGCGUCUGGGAGUUUUCUUUUUUGCUUGCCGACUGAGCAUUGCAUAUUUUCCGAUAACACCAUAGGCUUUGACAGCCAAUUUCUUUUGUUAAGCCGAUAUACAUUGGGAAUG
This is a messenger RNA of Dothidotthia symphoricarpi CBS 119687, 1442 nucleotides long. RefSeq lists its product as uncharacterized. The record is from RefSeq and is a predicted model, not a curated record. Bases 387 to 1301 code for a protein of 304 amino acids. NCBI's taxonomy places the organism in Eukaryota, Fungi, Ascomycota, Dothideomycetes, Pleosporales, Dothidotthiaceae. The transcript has 2 exons. Gene Ontology annotation, cellular component: membrane; cytoplasm; mitochondrion.